Molecule: messenger RNA, 5577 nt
Organism: Erpetoichthys calabaricus (reedfish)
Lineage: Eukaryota; Metazoa; Chordata; Cladistia; Polypteriformes; Polypteridae
Product: protein TMEPAI-like
Exons: 4
Coding region: 378-1364 (328 amino acids)
Biological process (GO): negative regulation of transforming growth factor beta receptor signaling pathway
Cellular component (GO): early endosome membrane; Golgi membrane
Molecular function (GO): R-SMAD binding
Source: RefSeq, a predicted model, not a curated record
AUCGCGCUGGAGGUGGUUCUAAAGGCGGAGUUGUCGCAGUUGAAGUCCACUUUAUGGAAUCCCAUGUCUCAAGAACAGUCAAUGGGACAUGCGCACAAGAACUUGUCAGACAGACUUUUUUUUUUUUUUUGCAGCCAUACUACAGGCUCAAACUCAAAACCUUCCAGACUAUCCUCCUCUAUAGCGCCUGUUCAGCGAACUGCUUAAAAGACCCUUAGCCCAUCCCCCACAUCCCGCCCCCGUUUCGGCUUAUUACCCUAGUUCCGCCCCCGGCGCCUAGCCAUUGGCUCGUCCCGCCGCCACUCGGCGGCCCCCAGUCUAGCGGUGACGUCACCUGUCUGCCUUGGCCCGCACCGGCAGCGUCUCCUUGGACUUGAAUGAGGGGAGCGAUCCGGUCCGAUCCGCUCGGGAGGAGCAGCUCCACACCGCCGUGUCUCUCAGGGCCGAGAGCAGCGGUGCCACCAGGAGCCACGUCCUCGCCAGGAGCCGGCUGCUCUCCGUCAAUGUUCGGCUUCAUGGGGCUGAACAGCACCGCGGCCGCAGCUUCGCAGCCCAAUGUCUCCUGCACUUGUAACUGCAAGAGGUCGUCUUUGUUCCAGAGCAUGGAAAUCACCCAACUGGAGUUCGUCCAGAUCAUCAUCAUUGUGGUAGUGCUGAUGGUUAUGGUUGUGGUGAUCACCUGCCUGCUGAACCAUUAUAAGCUGUCGGCACGUUCUUUCAUAAACAGACACAGCCAAGUUCGCAGACGGGAGGAGACUUUGUCCUCGGAAGGAACCUUGUGGCCUUCUGAUAGUGCAGCAUCCCAACACAACAUGAAUGAGAUGUACACUCCAAGAACAUCGGACAGACUGAUAGUGCCAUCAUACAUGCAGAGGGAUCGAUUUCACCGCUUCCAGCCCACAUACCCUUACCUGCAGCAUGAGAUCGACCUUCCCCCUACCAUCUCCCUUUCAGAUGGUGAGGAGCCCCCUCCCUAUCAGGGCCCCUGCACCCUGCAACUGAGGGACCCUGAACAACAGCUGGAGCUGAACCGUGAGUCGGUCCGUGCCCCACCCAACCGCACUAUCUUCGACAGUGACUUGAUUGACAGCUCAAUCUAUAGGGGGCCCUGCCCCCCAAGCAGCAACUCUGGCAUCAGUGCCACCUGCUACGGCAGUCAGGGCCGCAUGGAGGGGCCCCCACCCACCUACAGUGAAGUGAUUGGACACUGCCCUGGCUCUGCCUUCUACCAGCACACCAACCACAGCAACAAUCAGGGGACUCCUCCCAUCCUAGGGGGCAACAGACUCAACCAAUCACAGCUCAGUGGCCUUGACAGCACAAAUGCACGCAACAAAGAGCAGCAGAAAGUGCGCCCCUUUUAGCAUGGGUGUCCAAAGAGCUGGGGCUCCUGCUCCCUUUUGUACAGAGUCCAUACCUGCGUGUCCUGUGUCGUCUGCGUGCUCACAGCUUGCCUCGAUGUUCAUCUUCUGUUCUUUCUCUCUUCUUUUUAUAUUAAUUCUUAUAUUCUCUUUUUUAAGUGUUAAAGUUCUAAACUUGAUUUUUUUUUUUCCCCCUUUGGUCAGUUUGCGUGGAUGCUUUUGUUUUUCUUUACUUCACUUGACCUUUGAAGAAAUAUUUGCACAAAAGGAAGUUUAUUUGAAGACCCGCAAUAUCUAUAGUAAAUGGUACAUGUGACAAGGGUAUUUCUGUACCAGAUGGGAUAUUAGGGGUGGGUGGAAAACGAGGGGCAGAGAGAGUCAUUUCUGUUUUUGCUUUUGUUUGAUAUCUAGGAAAGUGAACUGUCGAUUAUUUUUAUUUUAUUUUUUUUUUUGAGUGCCAACUCAAAGAUGUGUUUAACCUUUGUGUAAAAAGAAGCACGAUUAUAGAGUUAUUUAUAUAAAUGUUGAAAUAUUGCACUAUUUUUAAUAUAAAUUGCAAGCCAAGGCUUGUCAAGUUAAAGCCUCUGUUGUGAUCACACGUGCUAGUGUGUGUGGGAGUGUGUGUGUGUGUGUGCGUGUGUGCGCUUGCACAUGUGUGGAAGGGUUAGCUUGAUCUAAAAAGAGGCCCCAGCAGGCUGCAGCGUUAACGGAAACUGAAAGAUACUAGCUCUUCCUUCAGCACAGACGUGCACUUUAGAGAGCCCUUUGGCUUGGCCAUUAUCCUCGCAGGGCCCCCUAUGGUAUGCUGCACUUAAGUGGAUGCCCUGUUGGAGAGGAGACCCCCCCCCCCCCUUUCCCAUUUACAUGUGGCACAAGUGUAUCAUCCGUUCUCUUUCCAUUCCACUGGGACCUCUGUUGAACUUUGGCCUAGGAAAUAUGGAGAAGAAUUUAUGUCCUUCAGUAUGACAAGCAAGUUACAGUGGGAUGCCACUAAAAGCACUUUUUUCGGUGCCAGGGACUGGGACCAUCUUUAAACGUUGUGCUGAAAGGCCACCAAAUUGGAGUACCACUGUUUAAUCCUACUGGGUACUUCAGCAUGGCAUCUUAUCCAUGGUUCCCACAAGGUUUUUAUUUUUUCAUUUUUUUGUUUAAAGUCUAGUUCAAAAAUAAUGUCAAGUGUGUAGUAGUCUUUCAAGUAGAUCUUAUGGUCCCUCAAGGCAUGUGUUGUGCCCUCAGAGUGGAUCCAAUUUAUUAUUUAAUAUGAAUCAUCCAAAGUUUACAUAGCAAAUGAUGGUAUUUAUUGUGUUAAAUUUCACUAAAUGGUCUUAAUGGAACUUUUGUUUCCUUUUUUAAUUGCAGUUGAGUAUUUGAAUUUGUGUCCUCGGGCAGCUUAAUCAAAGUAGACAUGAGUGGUCUAUAGACGUCAAUCUGGCCAUGUCUAGCGCAAAGCUGCUGAAAGUUGAGAGGAGCAGGCAGUUUUCAUUCUGUUAAUGCCCAGGUGUGGCUAGAUUUCUGCUGGGGUCCGCAUGACUGGUGUCUGAAUGAGAGAUGUGUUGGCAAUAGGGGUAUCUGGGAGGAAGCUGCAAUAUGCCAUCCGUUUGCCUUUUGAAAACGUCGACGUUGUUUAACUUAGGAAAUCUGAAGAAGAAGAAAAAAAGGGGUUUUGAGCUCAUUUUACCCAUCCAGACGCCAUUUCAUUUAUGUUAACUUCAAAGAUUUGCCCCCAAAAGGAAAGGAGGGAGACCACAGCCACAGUGCACAAUUCUGAUGACCCAGUAAGCCCAGAGCUUACAAGAUUAUGAUUGCAAUGACAUUGCCAGUUUCUGGAUAGCAUGGUUUUAGGCAUGAGUUGAGCUGCCACUUGAAUUUGUUUGACGUCCACUGCUUCCAUAUUAGCUCCAGUCCAGCACUUGUAGUACUAUAUGGAGCUUGACUGAAACAUUCAAAAGGUAAUCAGUUUUCAAAAUGACCUCCUGGCCAGUGUAGGUACACAUCCUCAUUGUAUGUCCUGAUCUUGUCCCAAGCAGGACAUGGGACAUGUGUGCACAGCUCUGCAUGCAUUUGAAUUUCAGUUUUUAAUGUAAUAAAGAAGCCAAGCUGCUUAGCGGUCCUCACUGAGUGUGCACUUCUUGCCAGUUACCUGGUGCAGAUAUUCUAGCGAUAGGAAGCUCAAGAGAUGCCUUUGUGCUGCCGUCUGCUCUUCUGUCAGUAUUGCUGGUGAAGUCGUCUUUAUUGAAGCAGAGUUGAAUUUCAGAAUUUACGGAAGCUUUACGUCUAAACAUGCGGGCAGACAUGGUUGGAAGGUUGAGGGUAUGGUGUCUAAACAUAUCGGCAAAGGUUCUUGUCCCCUUGACUUCUCCUCACAUUACUGGUAUUUAUUUCUUGUCCUGGAAGGCUCUGCAGUAUUUUUAAAAAGUUACCAUUUAGUCAAAGGUUAAUUUUUUUUUUUUGUUAUCAUUUGAAGAAAAAUUGAAUUUUCUUGCUUCCGCUUCUUGUUAACUUUUUUUUAUGCUAAACGAUGUGCCAGAUUGUUUUGCUUUUAAAGAAAACUUAUUUAGCAUGACGUGUAUUUAAACUAAUGUAGUUAGCAGAGCUGCAUUCCAUCUUUUUGGUACGUUCUGUCUAGAUGCUUCUUUUGGAAGUUUCACACAGCAUUACUUCUGAAGCACAACACUUAAACGGCCAAUAGCAACAUAUUUCAAUCCGUUCGAAAUGCUUCAAACUAGUUGCGAUUCAAGUUUUAACCAUUGCACACCUCCUGAAUGGAAAUGAAUACCAGUGUUUAAAUUGGAAGGCUGACUGAACAGCCGUCUCCUUUGGGUGCAGUGCGCGCAGUUGGCCACGGGGUGGCAGCCGAGCACUAAGCAGCUGGACAGCCAGGCUCGUCACUUGUCCCGUGAAGGAGGUCAGCCGAGCCUGCCGGUCCCCGGCUUCUAUGAAGGGUCAUCACACAGUAACCAAAACCUUCAGGUGAGAUUAAAUGCCAUCUUGCCUGGGAAGCUAUGCAAGACUCACCCAUCAUGGAGUAGCCGGGGGCUCACUAAAUGAAAAGGAGGCACCGCAGAAUUUCCCAGAGCUGUCUGUGUAAAGCCUGCUGGGAAUUCUCGCGACAUGACACUCUCCCUGGCUUGGCCAUAGCCCAUAGCACUUGGCGCCCUGCCCAGGGAUUCUCAUCCACUGCUCUCCUUUAGAAGUCUUGAUCUGAUCUGUGCUGUGUUAAUAAGAAGCCCCAAGGGCUCAGCAGCUCUUGGGUUACUUCCCAGUAAGUUCUCGGAGACAUUGUGCUGCAUGGUGGUUAGGCGAGGUGAAGGACAAGUCCGGUGUUAUGUGGGACAAGGUGAAGGCAAUCUCUGUCUCUCUCUUGCUGCGCAGCCAUGCCAGUUAAAGCUGCACUGCAUAUUGCAAUUUGAUUUCUGAAAAAUUAGGGUUUUGUACAACUCAAAAACAAAGUGAAUUGCACUACAGAAUAAAAUUACGUUGAUACCAGGUCUGCUGAGAAAUGGACAAGCUGAGCAGAAUUGUAAGUUUCAUCUUCUGAUCUGAUUUCUAUUCAGUCUGGUGUUAUGUGCACAUGUCACGCAAGUGGAGUGUGAAACAAGCUGCUUUUCUUUCUCUUGGUACUGUAUGUCCUCUGCCUGUCAGUCCUUUUGGUUUUUAAUGUGCUGAGGGGUCUCUGUCCCAUCAGAGUCUCGCAGCAUGACUCUGAGUUUUCUUGUACUUUUCCCACAUUGACAAAAAAAAGUGCUCAGGUGGCUGCCCCCCCCCCAUGACACCCAAGACUCCCCAUUGCCCUGAGGCGGUGGGAUUGGGGAUUGAGGCGGGUAGCCGGUGGUGCAGAAGAAGAAGAAGAAGAAACGCACCAAGCCUGGCCUAUGAGUGUGGUGUGGUGGUGGAAGUAUGUCAGCUAUUGUAUCCUCCUGGAUGGGGGGAGCAGGUCCCUGGGGAGGGUCUACUAGAUUUUGUUGCUACGUUUAAUAUGGGAGUCGAGUGGGGGUGCUGUCCCAGAGCACUUUUGGAACCAGGUUUUUUGAUUUCUGUUCUUGUUUCUGUUUGUUGUCCUCCCUUGGUCCAGUCAGUGCAGCGGCCAUGCACUCUGCAAUGAACCUUCCACAACUUGAUAUUCUGUCCGCUUGUGUGUGCAGCUGAACACCUGUAACAAGAUUUUCAUUUGUAACAGAGCGCAAUACCCAAUAAAAGACAGUUUUGUUGAAACUGA